GCGCGAUAAGUAGUACGUGUGUUUACGGUGCCAGUGCAGUGGUUCCUUGGAUCAUGCUUGGAUGAUGACGAUGCGAAUAUUUCGUUAAAAACCCACACCGAUUCUUCGCCGCUUCAGUAAAAGUUCACAAGGCUUCAUCAGUUAAUGAAGGAAUAAUCAGUAGAACCAUCCCACAAAAUGUCGACGGAGGCUACGCUCCAGCUGCUCUGUGGAGAGAAGAAACUUGACCGAGACCGAGGUUUGGGCGAGCUUCAGCGGCUGAUGGACGAGUGCGACCCGCCGGGCCUGGAGCGCUUGGAGACGGCGUUGACGAGCUUGCUGCACGGUCAGGAUUCUCAGACAUCGUGGGAGACGAGGCAAGGGGUUCUGUUGGGCUCCAAGGUGGUCGUAAUGCACGAGUGGGGCAGUGAGACUUUUGCCACACAACUCCGAUUGUAUGCUCUCCAUUCACUCAACGAUGAUGAAGCAAGAGUUCGCAUCGCAGCUGGCGAGGUCCUGGGUGCACUCUGCAAACGUUGCGGCACGGAGGUCUACCAGUCGGCCUGCGAGCUGAUCCACGAUGGAGUGCGGAACAACCUGGAGCGCAUCCCGCUCUCGGAGAGAUCGGAGGGGGAGAGGGAGAACACCCACAUCUUGAUGGAGAAACUGGCCGUUCAGCAUGAGCAGGGAGGGAGUGCAACAGCAGAGCAGAUUUUCCAUGAUACUGCAGGCUGGAAAAACCUGGAAACCUGGAUGAAGUGCUUGGAGUCCGUCAUCAAUGGCUGUGGGCCUCAUUUCGUCCCGUUCAUCACACAGGAUCUUCUAGACCUCAUCUUUCAGACCCUGACCCAUACCAACCGGUUCGUCAGGGAGACGGGGUACUACGUCAUGUCAUCUCUAGUCAGCUGCACAUCACCACAAGAUAACGGAGACGAUGCGAUGGAGUCGUGUAGCGAGUUAACUGAUGAGAGCCCGGUCUUGCAUUAUGGUGACCAGGUGGCCCAACACCUUGCUGAGGGUUUAGCAGACAACUGGAGUCAGGUGAGGAUGGCCAGUUCGGUAGCGACAAGAAAGUUCCUUCUGAACCUGCCAAACUGUGAGAGCAGAGAGAAGUUCUUUCCUCUCCUCUUACCAAGGAUGUGUUUGAAUAGGUAUUAUGUUGCUGAGGGUGUGAGGACAUACUCACAGCAUACAUGGAGGCAAGUGACUGGGGAGCAGGGCAAACUGUUUGUGGAGGCAAACAUGCCAAAUAUGGUAGAUUACUACAUCGAACAGACCGAUGCAAACAACCAUGCAGUGAGGGAGGCUUCCUGUGCCUGCAUAGCAGAGUUAGGGUCCAAGCUGAAUAAGGAAGUGGUGCGUCCCUUCGUAGGCAGACUUCUGGCUGCGUUAUUGGAGUGUUUCAGUGAUGACAGCUGGCCAGUCAGAGAUGCUGCAUGUGUAGCUUGCGGCAACUUUGUCAAUUGUUUCCCAGAAGAAUCAAGGCCAAGUAUGGAGAAGUUGUACCCGUUGUUCUUUGCCAACCUAGCUGAUAACAUCCCGUCAGUCAGGCAAGGCGCUGCCGUUGCACUGCUCAAUGUGGCCAAGGCAUAUGGUGAGGAGGCUAGCAACCUCCUUAUGGACAAAAUCAAGGAAGGAGUCUCUGGUCUCGAAACGCAAACAGCCACUUCUGAGAAAUACGGUGACCUGGAGAAAGGUCCGGCCACGUUUAGUGUCGCCAAGAGGUUACGAGAUAACGACAUCGAGUUACAUUCAGACAAACAGAUGUAUUCAUGUGGCUCCCUGGCACCUAAGAUGGGGCGGGGCUCCAAGAGAGAGGGAGGCUGCAUGGAUCAUAAAUUCCGCAGGCCGUCCGAACCAUGGGAAGUUUGUGAAGGGUGCAUACAGUUAUUAUCAGAGCUGUCAUCAAUACAGUCCUUAUCUGCCUCUGUUGGGACUCUCUUACCAUCAGUAGCAGAGGCUACGAGGAACCAGACCUAUGCUCAGCAUGUUCAUCUCUUAGAAACAGUUUGCAAACAGCUCCCAGUCAUAGCCAAGAACAUCGGCAAGCGAUAUUUUAAGCCAAACUUGGAGAGAUUUCUGGACAGUAUCUUCUAUGCCUUGUCAUGUGACAACGCCCUUACCAGCAGUGCGGCAAGCCUUUGCCUGAUUGAGCUUGGCAAGUACCUAGGCCCCAAUAUACUCAAAGGAAGAGUUGAGCAGUAUAACCCAAAUUAUAUCAACAAACUCCUUGCCAACCAGUGUGGAGCACCACUCUGAAGACUAUCCUAGAACAACCAGAUGGCCAGAUGCUCCCGUCAGCAACAAACCAUACAUGUAGUAUUAAGUGAUAAGCUUUUUUUUCUAGGCAUUAAAUACAUUAUUAUUUGUCACAAAGAAUUAGUCAAUCUCAACUUUGAAGAGUAUAUACCAUGAUUUUAAAACAAGAAUUAUUUCAAGAGAAUCCCUUUAAAAUACUGUUUUGGAAGUUUCAAAGUUUCCAGAUUUAGGACAAAUUUGCACUUAUUGUAAAAGCUAUGAUCACUUAUAUGUAUAUCAGUUUAUGUAACAGACCCAAGUACAGACUGCUUUAGUUUGAAAUCAACAGUGUCAUGUGUCCAUGAAAAUACCUACAAAAUCCCUUAACCAGUUACACUGAGGACGUGCAAACACAAUCUGGGCGACAGGAUAUAUCUUCAAGCUUUUCCCGAGUCUCUGGCAGCGGACGUGUAUACACGUCAGUGGUUCCCAUUGUACGCACUGUGUUUUGAACUUGAGCUUGGCCACUGUACAUGGCCUGUCGUCGUAGCAAAUAUUGCUCCAUGGCGGGGUCUCGGAGUGUUGCAAAACAUGAAGUUACGAUAAGAAGUACCGUACAAAUAUUGUACAAAUGACCCUCUAGAGUCUGUAUUUGCGGUGUUUCAACCCUGUUUGACUUACUUUAAAAUUUGGCCGAUAUGUCUUGUCUUUUUUUAAAAAAGGAAUUUUUUUUUGGCCGAAAAUAAUCCCAGCGGCAAGUAUUUCAGUAAGAGUACAUACAUGUACAUGUACCUCUUUGGUUCGUACUGCUUCAUUGUGGUGCUGCACUUUAUGUACAGUUGUCCAAAAAAAAUCUGAUUGAAGUUUUACUUUGAAGAGUAACUUCAAUCAUUUGGCAGCCGUGUUAUUUCAGUGAAACAGAUUUUGGAUUUGUAGUGACUAUUUUAUGUAUGAUUAAAUUUGUAGUGACUGUUUUAUGUAUGAUAAAAAAGUACUUUUGACAGUAAAUAU
Messenger RNA from Patiria miniata (bat star), 3228 nucleotides. RefSeq lists its product as uncharacterized. Gene Ontology annotation, molecular function: molecular adaptor activity. NCBI's taxonomy places the organism in Eukaryota, Metazoa, Echinodermata, Asteroidea, Valvatida, Asterinidae. The transcript has 16 exons. Bases 178 to 2238 code for a protein of 686 amino acids. The record is from RefSeq and is a predicted model, not a curated record. Gene Ontology annotation, cellular component: nucleus; cytoplasm.